Messenger RNA from Drosophila takahashii, 1238 nucleotides. RefSeq names its product Sirtuin 2 (gene Sirt2). Lineage: Eukaryota; Metazoa; Arthropoda; Insecta; Diptera; Drosophilidae. Gene Ontology annotation, molecular function: NAD+ binding; histone deacetylase activity, NAD-dependent. The record is from RefSeq and is a predicted model, not a curated record. Gene Ontology annotation, cellular component: nucleus.
UUGCACGGCGUGUUUUGUUUUUUUGCGUGAAAGGAAAACAAAAAACCAAAACAACGGGGGUUUCUAGGAUAAUACGUAGUUUUAGAUACUUUCACCUCCCGAGAUCCAGGAUAAUCCCAGCCAUGAGCGACAGUGAGCAGAAGGUGGAGAAACCACGGACGGAUUCGAGUUCCUCAUCCAGUGACGAAGAGCAGGGACAAGACCCCACAAUGGAUAUGAUUCGUCGCUUCUUUGCACACACUCUCAAUCUGGGUGGCUCCACGGACGCCAAGGCAGACCUCAAAGUGGAGAAGGUAAUACCGGACUUGUCGUUCGAGGGCUUUGCGGAGCAUUGGCGUUCGCAUGACUUCCGGAAGAUUGUGACCAUGGUGGGAGCCGGCAUUUCCACUUCUGCUGGCAUUCCGGACUUUAGGUCACCCGGUUCCGGGCUCUAUAGCAACCUGAAGAAGUACAAGCUGCCGCAUCCCACGGCCAUCUUCGAUCUGGACUACUUCGAAAAGAACCCGGCUCCGUUCUUUGCUUUGGCCAAGGAGCUCUACCCGGGCUCCUUUAUUCCCACGCCGGCCCACUACUUUGUCCGCCUGCUGAACGACAAGGGUCUGCUGCAGCGUCACUACACCCAGAAUAUCGACACUUUGGACCGACUGACCGGUCUGCCCGAGGAGAAGAUCAUCGAGGCACACGGCAGCUUCCACACCAACCAUUGCAUAAAGUGCCGCAAGGAGAACGACAUGGCCUGGAUGAAGGCGGAGAUCUUUGCCGAUCGUCUGCCCAAAUGCAAGGAUUGCAAGGGCGUGGUCAAGCCAGACAUUGUGUUCUUUGGCGAGAAUUUGCCGGAGAGGUUUUACUCCAGUCCCGAUGAGGAUUUCCAGGACUGCGAUCUGCUGAUUAUCAUGGGCACUUCGCUGGAGGUGCAACCGUUUGCUUCUCUGGUCCAACGACCGGGACCACGCUGCCUGCGUCUGCUCAUCAAUCGCGAUGCAGUGGGUCAGGCGAGUUUUGUGCCCUGGAUGGAUCCCCACGAGCGAUCGCUGCUGUUUGAUAAGCCCAACAACACGAGGGAUGUGGCCUUCUUGGGCGACUGCGAUGAAGGUGUUUUAACUCUGGCCAAAGCUCUGGGCUGGGAGGAUGAACUGCAGCAGCUCAUUACUAGCGAAAAGGAGAAACUGAAUGCUGGUCAAAAGAAAGCGGAGCUGCAGGAGGAGGCUUCCGGCAGUCAGGCCAAAAAAGAUGCUUAG